Molecule: messenger RNA, 3499 nt
Organism: Gopherus evgoodei (Goodes thornscrub tortoise)
Lineage: Eukaryota; Metazoa; Chordata; Testudines; Testudinidae
Gene: RP2
Product: RP2 activator of ARL3 GTPase
Exons: 5
Coding region: 39-1118 (359 amino acids)
Biological process (GO): post-Golgi vesicle-mediated transport
Cellular component (GO): periciliary membrane compartment; cilium
Molecular function (GO): GTPase activator activity
Source: RefSeq, a predicted model, not a curated record
GGGUGCCUGGCUGUCGGGAGGCGGCGCGCGGCGGGGCCAUGGGCUGCUGCUUCUGCAAGAGGCGGAAAGAGGCGAAGGGGGGCGCGCAGGGCGGGGCGGGCCAGGACCCCCCGGCCGCGGACGAGGAGAAGCCGCCGCCGCAGUACAGCUGGGACCAGCGAGCCAAGGUUGAUCCCAAAGACUACACGUUUUCUGGACUUAAGGAUGAAACUGUGGGUCGUUUACCUGGAAAAGUUGCAGGGCAACAAUUUGUCAUUCAGGACUGUGAGAACUGUAAUAUCUACAUUUUUGACCAUUCUGCUACAAUUACUAUUGAUGAUUGUACAAGCUGCCGAAUCUUUUUAGGACCCGUAAAAGGCAGUGUGUUUUUCCGUGACUGCAAAGAUUGUAAAUGCGUAGUGGCAUGCCAACAGUUUCGCACCCGGGACUGCAGAAAGUUGGAAGUAUUCUUGUGCUGUGCUACCCAACCCAUUAUUGAGUCAUCCACAGGUAUGAAAUUUGGCUGUUUCCAGUACUACUAUCCAGAGCUGGCUUUACAAUUCAAAGAUGCUGGACUGAGUAUCUUCAAUAACACAUGGAGCAACAUCCAUGACUUUACACCAGUGUCAGGAGAAAACAAUUGGAGUCUUCUACCUGAAGAUGCCACAGUUCAGGAUUAUGUCCCCUUACCUACAUCUGAGGAACUAAAAGUAAUCAGAAUUUCUACAGAUACCAUGAAGAGCAUAAUUCCAAUAACCCGGGGUGGGAGGCAGAAGAGCAGUGAAGAAUCAUGUCUGGCAGUUUUCUUCGCUGGAGACUACACAACUGCAAAUGCCAGAAAGUUAAUUGAUGAGAUGACUGGCAAAGGCUUUUUGUUGGUUCAGACUAAGGAAGUUUCAAUGAAAGCAGAGGAUGCUCAAAGAGUGUUCCAGCAGAGUGCAUCUGACUUCAUCCCUUUGCUUGAAAAAGGUCCUGUUGUUGCUUUGGAGUUUAAUGGAGAUGGUGCCGUAGAAGGAUGUCGAAGCAUUAUAAAUGAUGUCUUCAGUGGAACCAAGGUUUUUGUAUCAGUGAACAAAGCAUCGGCCUCUCAAGAUGUAGACAGCUUCUACAACUUUGCUGACAUGCAGAUGGCAAUGUGAAAUGUGACUUGAAGAUGUUCUUCUGCAUCGCCUGUCUCAGCACUUGGAUAUAGCUUUGGUUUGACUGUGUGUAAUGCUGCAUUAGCAACAAAAGGUGGUUUUGGUUUUUUUUCUGAUUGACCUUUGUAUUGCAUACGUUUUUAUAAAAGGAACUGGUUAAAUUUAAUACUGCAUCAUGUGAAUUACAACUAACAAUGUAGCAUCACAUGUACAUGUGAUACGUACCACGUAAGAAACAACACAAUUUCUAGUAAUUUAUGAUUAUAGUGAAAUUAAUUAUAUAUUCUGAUGUGAACAUUCCUCAUCUUUUAAUUUGUAGGAUUUUUAGAAAGUGGGUACUAUGCAGCCCACAUUUUAUGUAUUUGUAAAAAAAAUGUAAUUUCUUAACUGAAAUGCACUGCUGCUGGUAUGUGUCAAUGGUACGUUAGAGAAAUUAACUUGUAGAAUUCACGGUACUUUCCCAUAUGCAAAAUUAUCUUAAUCAGGAAAAAUGUCAUUCCUAACUAAUCUAAAGUUUCUUAAAUUGUUUUCUCUUUUAAAUAGCAUGCUUUCACAGUUGACUUUACUCUGCUUCAGUCUUUGUAUUCAUAAAAAUAUUAAUUGCACCAAGUGUUCUAUACCAGAUAGUCUUAAAUGUUAAUAUACUAUACUAACAUUAAUUUUAAUUAUAUUAAAAAUAGUGUAAGAGCCUGGGAGCUAUGCUGCAGAUGCUUUAUGCCCUCAUCCCCACCCUUCCAGAUUGCUAUUUAGGAAGGUCUCCAGUGGUGUAUGGCUCCUGCCUUGUCCCUCUUUUGGGCUAGUGUAGAAGAUAAGCCUGAGGCUUCCUUACAACCCAGCUACCAUAAUGGGUCUCUGGCAACUGCCAUUGUUUAGACCACACCACAGCCUAGAAUCAGGGGGAGUUUUUUAAAGCAGUGUUUGGAUGCAUGCACCUCUGAGUGUGCUCCUCCAUCAUGAUGAAGGAUAUGGACACACAGUCUCUGGUGGCUGCAGAUAAUUGACUGUAAAACUAACAUUAGUCUGUUACUUCUAGAAACAGACCAAGAAAGCAUUAAUUUUGAGACUAAAGGAAUAUAAAUUUAACUAUAGCUGUCUGAUUUCUAGGCUUUUUUUAAAAAUAGAUGAGCUAUAUAGUAUUCCUGGUGGCAUUUACUGGAUACAUCAUUUCAACAUAAUGUUCACUACAUUUAAUGCAUACACAUGAGAAUAUUGGAUCCUCAACAUGCAGAUUGAGCUUCUGCAAGGUUUUACAAGAGUUCAGUUUAAGGUUCCAUAGGCCCUCUGUUCAGAUAAUGAAGCUAAAUUUCUGCUAUGUCACAAAUUUACUGGACUUACCAACUGACUGCUCUCAUAUCAUAUGAGGUGCAAACCCACAGCUCUUCAGAUUAGAUGUGACUUGCUGGGGUAAACAAACUUCCCAGUACCAUUUAAUGUAAAAUGCAUGUUGUGAUUUCCUUUUUAAAAAAAAAAACAACUCAUUGACUUCAUAUAGUCUGGUAAUUUAUCCUCCAGCCACCUUGCAAAUAGAGCAGUAAAUGACUAUAUUGAUAGUUGGUCAGUGCUGUGGCUUCAGAAUGCCAAAGGAGGCUGGUUUGAAAUACUUUGAGAUUGGGUGAAGGAAAGAAAGAGGUAUGUCUGUCUGCAUUACUCCCAGCCUUUGCAAGGUCCAUAAUGUAAAUAAGAGUAUAUGUAGGUUCUGAAGUCUGCCAUUUUGCUGUCACUAGAUAAAUGCAUGCUCUUAACUCCACUUCUUUUUUUUAUAGAAGGAAGGUGCACAAAUUGAAAGGAAACUUGCUCCUUCUCUAGAGAUAAUUUUAUCUUAUGAGCUGACUAAUUUGCAAACUAGUACUAGUUGGUAGUAGAAAUUAGUACAUUUUUCUAUUUGGAAGUGGUCAUUCAAAUUUUCAUUCCAGUACACUGCAUCUGCCUUGCUGAAAUUUGGGUGGAGGGUAAACAUUAUUUCAGGAAAUGGAGUGGAAAUAAUACUGAACAGGCAACAGAUCUGUUUGUCCUGUUGUAUGUUUCUGUCCUGACACUGUUAUAGAAUCCUGCAUGUUAUAUAUUUCAAACCUGUCUUCAUGUAAUGAAGUGUCUAAAUAUAAUUGGGCAUCCUAUUCUUAAACCCUUUUGUCAUCAGUAAAUUAAGCCAUGUUCUAUAUGUAAAUGAGGAUUUAGUCAUCUUUUCUCCCCCCCCCCACUUGUAACAAUUUCUGCUUGUUAAUCAGGCUGAAGUUCUGUUUUUAAUUGUCUCUACAGCAAUGAGUAACUAUUUCUGCAUUAACUUUCAUAUGACAAACAGAUUUAGUAUUGGUAGUUUUUGUAUGUAAUUUGUCUAGUAGUUGUGAAAUGUGACUUACAAUAAAAAUUGUUCAAAAUAAACA